This is a messenger RNA of Argiope bruennichi, 422 nucleotides long. RefSeq lists its product as uncharacterized. The record is from RefSeq and is a predicted model, not a curated record. Lineage: Eukaryota; Metazoa; Arthropoda; Arachnida; Araneae; Araneidae. The transcript has 2 exons. The coding region runs from base 54 to 422 and encodes 122 amino acids.
AUCCUAACUACUUGGUUCUAUUUCUGAUAAUAACUUGCUUUCUUAACUCCAAGAUGUUGAAGUUGACUUUUUUCGUCAUUGCAUUGCUUCAAUCUUUGGAUUAUGCCCAUAGUGGUGGAUUUGGAUAUGGCGGAGGACUUGGAUACGGCGCAAAAGGUGGAGUAGGUCUAGGCCUGGGUUACGGAGGUGCCGUUGUUCCAGCCUUUGGUUUAGGAUACGGAGCAGGCUUAGGACUUGGCUUUCCUGGUGCUGCUGGAUUUGGAGGUUUAGGCGUAGGAGGCUUAGGGGGCUUAGGCGGCUUGGGAGGUUUAGGAGCUCCUGGAUUGGCCAAAGGUGCUGGUCUGGGCUACUUAGGAGCACCUUUGCUUGGUGGAUAUGGACUAGGAAGAGGACUAGCUUAUGGGCCAGGUGUUGUCGGUUGA